Messenger RNA from Lemur catta (Ring-tailed lemur), 941 nucleotides. RefSeq names its product brain expressed X-linked 3 (gene BEX3). NCBI's taxonomy places the organism in Eukaryota, Metazoa, Chordata, Mammalia, Primates, Lemuridae. Gene Ontology annotation, biological process: signal transduction. Gene Ontology annotation, molecular function: signaling receptor binding. The transcript has 3 exons. Gene Ontology annotation, cellular component: cytosol; cytoplasm. The coding region runs from base 90 to 698 and encodes 202 amino acids. The record is from RefSeq and is a predicted model, not a curated record.
AAGAGUGACAGGGCCGUGCGAGCUGGGGCCCGGCGCAGACAGGCUGGGGCCGGCGGCGGGCGGCGGUGGGGGGGGCGGUGUGCGUGUGCAUGCGGCGGGGGUGGGGCAAUGGGGGGAGCUUCUGCUGCACUGGCCGCCCACGUUGGGGGGCGAGCUCGGUGGUGACGCGCGGCCCUCACGUGACCCGGAGCUGCAGAGCGACGCAGCCUUCGGUGCAGUCGUCAUUCGCGUCUGGCGACCAGCUCCCCGCUGCCCUGCGCUCGGCGGGCUGGCAUCGGGCCCGGGAAAAGCGGAGCAGGUCUGCGGGGCUGAGUGUGGCGGCGGCGCACCUCGCGGCGAGAACCGGCGGGAGGAGGACACUGCGAGGACAGGCCCAGGAAAACGAAGAAAUGGAGCAGCCCAUGCAGAAUGGAGAGGAAGAGCGCCCUUUGGGAGGAGGCGAAGGCCAUCAGCCUGCAGGAAAUAAUAGACGGGGACAGGCUCGCCGACUUGCCCCUAAUUUUCGAUGGGCCAUACCCAAUAGGCAGGUCAAUGAUGGGAUGGGUGGAGAUGGAGAUGAUAUGGAAAUGUUCAUGGAGGAGAUGAGAGAAAUCAGGAGAAAACUUAGGGAGCUGCAGUUGAGGAAUUGUCUGCGUAUCCUCAUGGGGGAGCUCUCUAACCACCAUGACCAUCAUGAUGAAUUUUGCCUUAUGCCUUGACUCCUGCCAUUUUCCAUGAGAUGAAUACUGUGAUUCCCACUGUUUUCUUUUUCCUUGCAUUUUCCUGAUAUGCCUUUACUGAUCCGUUUGCUGUGAACCUUAUGUUAUUUCCAUGUGUCAGGUGGGUCUUGUGUUGCCAGCUUCUAAUUGGAGAUUGCCUUUGCACCCAAAGUUUCUGUCAGCAGUACACUUUCACCCAUUUGCAUGGAAAAAUGUAAAGUUAAUAAAGCACCUAAAAAGCAA